AUGUUUCCCGACGUAAAAUUCAUAACACAAACAGAAUUUGAAUCUUGGAUAAAAAGCCAAAAGCAAUCUGGCCACUUAGCACUAGCAGAACACAUUACAAUCAAAGAAAUUGGUACUGAAGCAGUAUUUCAUACUCUAGAUGAUUUGGAACUUAACACUUACGAAGGUGAAGCUUCCAAAAUAUCAAAAAUAAUGAGGCCAUAUAUUGGGAUUCAUUGGCGCAUGGAACAAGGCGUCCCCGAAAAAAUGGCAGAAUGCGCUAAUAGACUGGUCGAGAUGGUUUCAAAAAUUAAAAAAUCGACUGGAAUUGAGAAUGUAUAUCUGGCAACUGAUUAUGCGAUUAAUGAUGAUGGCAAGUCAUUAUCUGAAAGCUUUCAAAUUACAGAGCAUCAUAACUCAGACAUCAAAGCUUUAAGAAUAAUGAAGAUGGAGAAGAGCGUAUAA
Acaulospora colombiana is the source of this 444-nucleotide messenger RNA. NCBI's taxonomy places the organism in Eukaryota, Fungi, Glomeromycota, Glomeromycetes, Diversisporales, Acaulosporaceae. The record is from the annotation of a GenBank genome assembly.